Molecule: messenger RNA, 2821 nt
Organism: Ostrea edulis (European flat oyster)
Lineage: Eukaryota; Metazoa; Mollusca; Bivalvia; Ostreida; Ostreidae
Product: protein lin-41-like
Exons: 1
Coding region: 1-1659 (552 amino acids)
Biological process (GO): protein polyubiquitination; proteasome-mediated ubiquitin-dependent protein catabolic process
Molecular function (GO): zinc ion binding; protein binding; ubiquitin protein ligase activity
Source: RefSeq, a predicted model, not a curated record
AUGCAUCCCCGGCGCAGUGCCCAGGACGUCCUACUGUGUGACCUCUGUAAAACUGCCCCCCUACAGAGUCACUGUAAACUUUGUCAUAUAAAUCUCUGUGUUAUCUGUGUCGGUAAACAUCUUUCCGAUUCCUCUAAAGAUCACAAUGUCGUGCCCUUUAUAAAACACAUCAAGUCUACCCCUAACUACCCAAAAUGUCCGAAACACACCGACAAACAUUGUGAAAUGUUCUGUGAGAAAUGUGACAUUCCUGUCUGUUCUACCUGCGUCACCUCAGGUGAACAUGAAGGUCACAAAUUUUCAGAUGUUAUGAAAAAACUCGGAUCUAAAACAGAAAGUUUACAAAAAGAUUUAGAGGAACUCGAGACCAGAAUUUACCCGCAAUAUGAAGAAAUGGCGUCCGGUGUCCAAACUGAGAAAGCCGAGUUAGAAACGAAUUACGGGAAACUGACAACAGCCGCCGAUCAACAAGGAGAAAUCUUACACCGGGAGAUUACCGCCAUUGUCAACAAGAGGAAAUCCGACAUUGCGGAGAUGAAAAACAAACACCUGGCCGCUCUCAAUAAAAAUACAGAUGAAAUUACAAACCGAAUUACAGAACUCAGACAGAUCAUUCAGGACCUGAAGAAAAUACUGGACUCCAAUGACGUCUCCUUAACCUCAUCUUACAAAUCUAGGAAUUCCGAAUUUAGAACAUUACCGCCUAAAGUCCGAGUCACAUUACCGAGUUUCUCUCCUCAGAAAAUAAACAAAGAUCAGCUCAAUGAAAUGUUCGGUUCUCUGUCGCCAUUAUCCAUUAACACAGAACAUGGCGACACAAUGAAGUCAGCAGAAGCUGUAUCGUCUCCUCCAGUCAAACCAUUACUUGAUGAGCCGCGCCUCACCGCCACCAUAGACACUGGGUAUAGACCAUUCAGUGUUAGCUGUCUGAGUGAAGAUCAAGUCUGGACACGCGGGAAUAACGAAAUCAUGAAGCUCCUCAACCUCCGGGGUAAACUACUGACAUCAAUAAAAACCAAGUCAGGGAACUAUCCAACAGACAUAGCAGUGACACGGGACGGAGAUCUUGUUUAUACUGACUAUCAUGAUAACACUAUAAACUUAGUUAGGAAUAAACAGAUACAGACCGUGAUCACACUACAGGGGUGGUACCCUCUCAAUGUCUGCUGUACCGCCUCUAACCAUCUCCUGGUUACCAUGGAGAGUGAUGAUGGAGAACAAUACAAAGUCGUGCGUUACUCCGGCUCCACAGAGAAACAAAGCAUUCAGUUUGAUGAUCAGGGUCGUCCUCUCUACUCAUCUGGUGAUUACAGUAAAUACCUCAGUGAGAACAGGAACCUGGAUAUCUGUGUGGCUGACCGGUCAGCUAGUGCAGUAGUGGUGGUCAAUCAGUCAGGAAAACUCCGAUUUAGAUACACUGGUCAUCCCUCUAAUACCGAGCAAUCAUUUGAUCCAGUCGGCAUCACUACAGACAGCCAGAGUCACAUCCUGACAGCAGACCACUACAAUCACCGUAUCCACAUCCUAAAUCAGGACGGACAGUUCCUCCGCUACAUUCACUGUGGUUUAUGCUGGCCAUGGGGUUUAUGUGUGGACAUCAGAGACAACCUCUUUGUGGCUGAUGGAGAUAAGAAAGUGAAGAAAAUUCAAUAUCUAUAAACACAGUGUUAAUUACAGAUCUCAGCACGGUGUUAAUUACAGCUCUACAAAGUGUUAAUUACAUUUCUAAACACAGUGCAAUGUACAGCCUUGUGUUAAUUACAGUGUCAUGUUAAUUACAGUUCUGUGUUAAUUACAGUUCCUUGUUAAUUACAGCCCUGAGUUUGUGACAUGUAAUUAACAUGUUCUUGUGUUUGUGUGUGUAAGGAUAGAACACUAGUCUCUCACUGCUGUUUAGUAAUUAUACCUUACAAUAUCUGUAUUAUAAUUAAUGAGACACUGUUAAUCUUAGUAUACUAAUUACAUGUACUUAUCUAUUGACACAGUAGUUGUGUACUUGUGUUUGUGUGUGUAAGGAUAGAACAUUAGUCUCUCACUGCUGUUUAGUAAUUAUACCUUACAAUAUCUGUAUUAUAAUUAAUGAGACACUGUUAAUCUUAGUAUACUAAUUACAUGUACUUAUCUAUUGACACAGUAGUUGUGUACUUGUGUUUGUGUGUGUAAGGAUAGAACAUUAGUCUCUCACUGCUGUUUAGUAAUUAUACCUUACAAUAUCUGUAUUAUAAUUAAUGAGACACUGUUAAUCUUAGUAUACUAAUUACUAAUUUGACUGUAUUACUAGUUAUUUAUCUCCAUGCAAUCUUUUAAACACAUGUGAAUCACGGACUACAAUUUAGUGAAUGCAUUAAAAUUAGUUAUUGUGAAGUACUUAGGAAUUUCUCCUUGUCAGUAAUUAUUUUGGCCCAAUUACUAAUUUGACUGUGUUAGCAUUUAUUCAUCUAUCUAUAUUAAAUCUUUUGAACACAUGUUUUAUAAUCAAUUAAUUCAAUGAAAGUAAAUCAAUUAUUGUGAUGUACUAAGAAAUUCUAUUUAGUGUGUAGCCUUGAAUUAUAGUACAUCCACUAGUGAGUACUUACAUGUAAUUAAUUGAAUUGAAUUCUAUAGCCUUGAAUUAUAGUACAUCUAGUACUGAGUACUUACAUGUAAUUAAUUGAAUUGAAUUCUGUAUCCUUGAAUUAUAGUACAUCCACUAGUGAGUACUUACAUGUACCAUUACUUGUUUUUGUGUGAUGAACAGCUAACAGAACAUUAUUUUGUGAAUUAUUGUAUUCAUUAUCUGUACUAUAUAACUGUGUAUAUAUAAACACUAUUUAGAGUACAA